This is a messenger RNA of Toxotes jaculatrix (banded archerfish), 2166 nucleotides long. Its product is annotated as PARP1 binding protein. The coding region runs from base 47 to 1819 and encodes 590 amino acids. The record is from RefSeq and is a predicted model, not a curated record. The transcript is spliced from 11 exons. Gene Ontology annotation, biological process: negative regulation of double-strand break repair via homologous recombination. Lineage: Eukaryota; Metazoa; Chordata; Actinopteri; Toxotidae. Gene Ontology annotation, cellular component: chromatin.
UCGAGGACGUGUGUUGUUGGAGGCUCCUACAGUAGAAGAGGGAACAAUGGAGGCUUUCGGAGACCGUCUGAAGCUGAUGGUGAAAACCUUCAGGAGAGAGUCCCACAGGGUUUUACACUCUGAGAGGACAACCAUCCAUGGAGCUGAUGGCAUGCUUACAGUGCUUCAGCUGGCCAUGGCAGAAGUGAAUAAACAGCAUGGUGGAGAGUUCAAAGUGGCUCUGAGUGAUGUCCUGAUGGCCUGGAAACACUUACUGUUAGGCAAACUUCACCUGCCACCCCCAAACUUUGCACGCUUGGAGAACUAUGAUCUCAUCCUGGAGACAUAUGAAUCCUUCCUGAAACGCUCCAACACCGUGGACCUGGUUGAUAUCCUCUCCAUGUACAAACAGCUGAGACUGGUGGACUCCGGUCCAGAGGAGCCUGUGAGCCCGAUCGAGUUGUUUGAGUUCCUGUCAGGCAACAUGGACUCAGAGUUGCCAGAGCCCUCAGUCCCGUCAACACCCUCUAGUACAGACAGGCCCUGCAGCUCACAGGUGAAAACGGCAGUGAGAAGGGUUUUCUUCUCCUAUCUGAACUUGCUCGUGAACACCAAGAACGACAUGGCCUUGGCACUAACCCUCGACGUCCCCAGUCGCACACUUGGACGACAGGCAUUUACCGACAUCAAGCAUGCUGCACACAACAGCAACACGUCUCUCUUCUUGGCUGUGACAUCUUUUGUGAGGGCCAUCCAGCUCGGAGGAAAGGGCUACGCUCCAGCUGAGUCUGACCCACUGAGGAAACAUGUCAAAGGCCUGUCUGACUUUGUCCAGUUUCUAGACAACCUGGAAGAAAUACUGGGGGAGAUUCCUGACCCAAGUGUAUGUGGAGCCAGGCUGGUGACCGCCAUCAGGGCCGCGCUGGUGAAGGGACGCAGCAGUGGAGACGCCUUGUAUGCUGCAGCUGAAGAGACAACAGAGGAGCUGAAGGAGAGGAUCUGUCAGAUCCACCAGAUCCAGAAACAGACUGCUAAUGAAAGCGGGACAGGGAUAAGCCCUGCAAGGCCGAAAGCUUACGCAGUGAAUCACGCCACUGCGUACGGAGGUCGGGACACUGUGAAGGUGCUGAUGGCACUGCUGGACGAAGAAGCCCUGGCUCCUCCGUGUCAGAACAAGGCAGACCUGCUGUCUGAGGAGCAGCCCGUCCUCAGUGGAGCUGAGGGAACAUGUGUCCUCACGUUGUUCAGAUCCCCUGAAGUGUCUACUGGAUGUUCUCCAGAACCCCUAAGGAACCGAGUCCAGAGCCGGCUAGACCUGCUCAAACCCAAGGCCACAGACAGAGUCAUCCGAUCCCAGUUUGCCUGCACAUACAAAGAUGAUGAUGAGCUGCCACUCAACCGUGUGCUGGAGUUCCCCAGCACCAGCCAGGUCCCGACCUGUGUGCACCCAGCACCUAAACUCAAAACCACCCCUGCAGUGGAUGAGGAGAGCAGCUCUAGUGUGGAGGCCACAGUCUUUCCAGCCAAGGUUACCUCUGAAUGUCCAAAUAAGGAGCAGAGUGGCACACAGCAGGGGACUGCUCUCGAGCCAAGAAGUGGAAAUACCCAAAUCAAGGGUGCAGGCCCUGGCAACAGAAAGAAAACUGGCAUUCAGGUGCAGAGCAAGGGCAACAAAAGGAAGCAGGUGGAUUCUGACCAACAUGGAGGACCAGAGAAUCAGCCUCCAGAGAAGAAACGGCCCACAAGCAUCAAAGUACCUGGUAAGACUGUCAACAAGGCCACGAGUAAGAAGAAGCUGAUAGCUGGACAAGGAAAGCUAACCAGCUUCUUCAGAGUUUAAUCAUCAUUUGCACUAAUGUCAUGACAGUAUAUGGACUUUCUGUCAAAUGGGGAUCAUCCAAAGUGAAUGAGUGUUUUUCAGUUGUUUUCUCCGACUGAUAAUAAUCGUUAAUGCUGCUAAUUAUUGUUUUUGGUCUUAUUUAAUCUGUAGAUUUUUUUUUUUUAAUUAAUCAACUAAAGGAAAUGUUUGACAUUUUGGGAAAUAUGAUUAUUUUCCUCAUCUAACUGUUCCUUUAUUCUUUAAGUCUAUAUAACGCUCCAUUAAUCUUUAAAUCAAAUGUUUGGAAAAUUACUUAAAUGAUUCACCGACUAUGAAACUUUUUUAUUUUUCAUUUUGACUAAACAUUU